Molecule: messenger RNA, 552 nt
Organism: Thecamonas trahens ATCC 50062
Lineage: Eukaryota; Apusomonadida; Apusomonadidae
Exons: 2
Coding region: 1-552 (183 amino acids)
Source: RefSeq, a predicted model, not a curated record
AUGGCGCGCAACGGCAGCGGUGCUGCGGCGCUGGCUGUGUUGUGUGGGGUGGCGAGUCUGACCUUUGUGUUCUUUCUUCCGGACGAGGCGUCGCCUGUCCGACGGGCGCUGUUUGCGCCACAUGAUCCGUGCCUCUCGGUGGUGUACACAAGCGCAGCGGCGAUGGCCAAGGGCGUGCUGGGCCAAGCCCGAGGGCUUGUGGCCGAGCUUGUAGUCUUUGACAAGGAUGGCCAGUGCUCGGUGGAGGCUAUUCAGGCGGCGGCAAGUCCGCGGCUGGUCCUCGCUGCCGACGCACCGUUCUGCGCCAAGCAGAGCGCGUGGCUUCUGCCAUCGCAACAGAGCGCGAGCGGGCUGCGGGUCCUAGUCGAUGAGCAGCCGCUGGAGAAGCACGCGGCAGUGGCCGAGCUAGGCGUGGACGGCAGCGGCGGCAGCGGUCGGCAGGGAGAGCCUGCGUAUGCGGUGGCACGGGUGUGCCCGACAAGCAACGGCGGGCAUUGGCGGCUUGUAGAGCGAGUCUUCCACGUCUUUGAGGCAGAAGCCAACAGCAAGUAG